GUUGCAGAAGCUUGCAGCCUUGUUCAUAGGGCAAUUGCGCAGAGAGGGAAAACAUCCCGCUGCGAUGCCUUUAUUUCCUAUUGCUGGCGACAUUGCAUCCAAGGAAGCAAGAGUGGUGCCUGCCAAGGAUAAGACAGCAGAAAGUUUUUUGCACGUGGGACAAAGCUAUGGCGCUGCGCGGCAACAGGCCGAUGAUACCCGUGAGAAAGAUGCGAGCAGCAACAGAGGCAAAGAGGCAAGCAACAGGAGAUGCAAGGCUGCGGACUUUUUCGAUGGGGGUGGUGGUGGCGAUGACGGGGAUGGAGCGGUGACCCUCGCAAGCAAGCAGCCGUUGGACGAGCAUGAUAGCACUAAACAUCGGCGGCAUCGUGAGCCCAAAGCGAGGAGCAGCAGCAAGCUGUCCAAAAAGAAAUCUGGGAAGUCGCGAAAACGAAGCCGUCAUGAGCGAUCCAGGAGCGAAGACAGCACGGACGACGAGUCCUCACGCCAGCGAAGGUCGAAGUCAGCAGACUCGCGUGGCCAGAAGCUCUUCAUCGAGGACAGACGAGGAGAUCCGGAUAAUAUGUCGUUUGGCAAAUUCUACCGGCUCGACGUGCCUCUGUAUGACGGCAUGAACGACGCUGCGGGGAGCAGAAAAUCGCGAAGGAAAGUUGCAAGGUACUUCGGUAGCCAUGUCAGGGGUGCCAGCGCCAUUGAUCACCAAGAACACCUGCAACUCUGGAAAGGCGACAAACGCAGGGAUCACACCCUGGCUUGGACUCAGGCCAUAUCUUCUCGCACUCUUUCUAGAGACGGUACGAUACCCACAUUUGGCGGGAUGGAGCACAAUGAACAGAGGGUGAGCACCGACUUUCUGCCUGUAACCCCUGUCGUGGCGCCCGUGAAUGAACGCGCUACGAACGGCAUGACUGCCGAGCACGACGGCGUGCACACAUUGAGUCUUGAACAGUGGGUGGCACGAAAGACUAAGGAGUUCAACCUGGCGACACGAGAGCGACCGCAAUCAGACGACAUCUGGCUGCAGUACGCGGAUUUUCAGGAAGACGCCGUUCGGGCUCUGCACGGUGGUCACACCUUGCAGCCCCCUACAGCUGCUAUUGUGCGGAUGACCCUCGAAAAGCGAUCCUCCGUGCUGGAGCGAGCGCUACGACAGAAUCCGUUCAGCGUCAGGCUAUGGAUACCACAGCUACAUUUGGCGGCACAGAUGCAGGAGCACGUUGUUGUGGACUCACUCUGGAGGGCAGCCAUCGAAAAGAGCAGCCAAUCUUGCACAUUAUGGCUUCGUUACCUGCAGUUCAAGGCAUCCCACUUCGCGUCCUUUUCGGUUACCAACCAGCGCUCUAUCUACGCCCGCUGCAUUCGAGCUCUAGAAUCGAAGCGAGAAGAGGCUAAUAAGGCUCAUGAACAGGACCAAAGGGCCAAGGGAGUGUUUAUUAUGGCGAAUAAGUCGAUCCUAGAGGGUGAGAGCAAGGAAACCGCUGCCGCAGAGAGAAACUUGUUGGAUGCGCUCUGGAACUACUGCGUCUUUGAAAGAGCCAGCGGGUACCAUGAGCGUGCUUUGGGUGUUCUCCAAGCUAUGGUCGAGCUGAACACGGCGUCAGCCACGCUUUCCCUGGACACAUUCGUUUCGUUCUGGGACAGCGAAGCUCCGAGGAUUGGUGAUGUGCACCCUACCCAAGCGGGUAUGACGCGGUGGCUCGAAACGGCAGGCACGGCUAGCUCGAAGCCGUCUGGAUCGGCGCUUCAAACGGGGCAGCAGAAGACUGUAGCUCCUCGGAAGCACGGCACAGCCAGAACAAUUGCUGUUCGCGGCAAACGCAAGCGAGCUGUAGACUUCUUCAAGGAAGAUUUGCCAGCGGAAACUUUUGAGCAACCCAAGGCAACGGGCGGUACCGAAGUCCUGGAGAAGGCUUACCAAAAGGCACAAGCUAUGGCAAUGGCUGCUGUGCCGAUCCUUCGUAUGGACGCGUCCCCUCACGCAGACUCAUCUAGCGACGGUGACGCCAAGAAUGCUUCGGGUCAGCGUCGACAGAGCGGAACCUCGCGUGAGGGCUUGUCGGAACCUGAGAGUACGCGAAGGGACACGGCUGACCGCAAAGGUUCAUCACCCGAAGUCACAGCUCCAGACACGGUUGGAGAGCACUCGAGUCCCGUUCAAAGAGAAACAGAACCCGAGGGUGUUCGAGCAGUGGAAGCCGAGGGCUUGAUAUGGCUCGAUGAUGAGCAGCGAACGGCGUACAGCGUCAGGCACGGGUACCGAAUCGAUGUACAAGGGGCGCAGGACUCAGUGUCGGGACACGAGUAUGGGCGAAUACUAAGUCAAAUGCGAGGAGGCAGCGCGCUGGACGAAGAUGGAGACAGAAAUGUUGAGGUGGCUGCAGCUGCAUCGAAACGUCUACAAUAUCGAGGAGCUCGAGAACGAGAUGCCGAGGUGGCAAAGCAAUCCGCCGUGCUCCAAGAUGUGCCCGAAGGAGAUGUUUUUUCGGAGUGGGCGAAGGCGGAAGAUGAAAUGACCCAACGCCAGUGGCAGCCACUACGCUCGAUCCAAGAUGCUGAGAGAGCCGAAGAGCAGCCCGAUCGAGUGGUUUUUGUUGAAGAUCUACGGCCGUUUCUCUUCAGGCUAUCCCAUGCUGCCUCGAAAAGCACCCUUGUCGGGUUGCUCUUGUCUGCGGGCGGGCUCGUUCACCCACGUUCCGAUGUUUCACACUCUCCGAAGUUGAUGUCGGAGGCCUGCUGUGCAGGGUCGUUCGGUGAUGGGGGAUUGUCCGGUAGCUUGAUAUCUUCCGUCAGCAACGGUUUGCAAGCGGUGUGGAGGGCUUCCGAGGGCGACUUACCCGUGUCGGGAACAGGCGUCGUCCGGUGCACCGGUCGACCCGGAUCUUGUCUCCCCCCAGCGGUAGUCAGCACGGCGGCCGAUCAGUUCCUGCUACUGACCGACGACGUUGUGGCAGACUGUUCUCGACAGGCGUUUUUGCGAAACGUCUUGCAUCACCUCGUCCGCGCUCCUGCAUCGCUUCCCAGCACUACUUCGGGGUCCAAUAUUUUGGUGCAGCUUCAAUGCACCCUCAUCAUGUUCGAAGGCUACCUUGCUUCGGCAGCGGGUGCUCGGCAUGGUCGAUUUAGUGCAGGGAGUGCUCCGAAGCAAACCCGCCCAACCGGACAGGGAGCACCGUGGUCUGACGAGGACACGCAUGGACAUGAGGCCCGCAAAGUUGCGAAGUCUCUGCUCGAGGCGAGUCAGGCGAGCGCAACUGAUUUACGGCUAUGGAGCUCGUACGUUCAACUGUUGGCGCUCCUCGGCAGUACACAAGAAGCCAUAAAGGUGGCCGAAAAGGCGCUUUCCAUGGUGCAAGCCCUCCCGGAAGACAAGAAAGGUUUUUCAGCCGAGCUCUUUUGGCUCACUUUCAGACUUCACGCCGGACUUCCACUCAGCCCGCGCGAUCCCCACCCAGGGGAAGAUGACGAGACCGUUGGCAACCUCUUCGAGACAGGCAACAAAGGCCGCAAUGGUCGAGAAAUGGCGCUAUUGAUGCUGUGCAGUUUCGCGGAGGGAGGAUUUAAGCGCCCCAAGAGCAAAAGCAAACGGUCCAAGCGCGAUGGCAAGGGUUCCAGUGCAGAGCCUAUCUUGAUAACUCCCCCGCGGCUCCUGGCGGCACGAAAGCUGAUGGCUGACCGAGUUGCUAGGGAAGCGGCACAGGAAGUUCAAAGAGAUGCAGAUGUUGCCGAUGGAGCGUUGGACAUGACGCCCCCUUUCAUGUACCACGCGAUUGCGUGGGUUUGGAUGGAGUUUAUCUCGGUAGGGUUAGGCGCAGCACAAGAUGCUAUGUCAAAGUGCCUGGAGUUGGCACAGCCCAGCCCAACACCGACGGGGUCUGGUGAAGCUAGUAGUGUCCCUGCUGAAAGCAGCAGCAGCAACAGCAGCAGCAGCAAAUUCGGCAUCGGCGGAACCUCCACUGGCAACAAACCGUACACUUGGAACGUGGUUCCCGAACAUACGGCUCUCGGUGUGUGCCUUGAGCGCAUGCAUAGAGGCUUCAGCGAGCUGAUGACCCUAGCCCAGCGCUACAAUCCGGUGGACGCUGGACCACGACGGGUGCGUGCGGUGCUGCUCCGUGGGCUGGUGUCGUUUCCAGCUGAGCCUGGCAUGCUAUGCUUGCUUUUGGACACUGAGCAGCUUUCGAGCAGUCAGCAACGGCUCGUACACCACCUGUUCGAGGUGUCCCGGCGACGAGCGUUGCUGUGGGAGCAAGGCCCUACCCCGCUGGAGUGGAUUCUAUCAACCACCCACCAGGUGAUGCGUUGCGUGCGUGAGGCGCGUCAAACCAUGAUCGCGGCUGGAGGAACGGUGGAACACGUUGACGCCACAUCACCGGCCUACCGGCGGCACAAUGACGAAGCCCUUCGUGUCAAGAACUGGCUGCCGGGUUCUUAUAGCAGGUUGAAGCGCUCGAUGGAGUCCGCGAUAACCCACCCCACCGGUCGCGGGAUCCCUGUCCUCUGGAGGAUGUAUAUGUUGGCCAUGCGCGGGAACUUCUUACAGGCCAAGCAAUUGUUUUGGCGCGCGGUUCACGCGUGCCCCGGCAACAAGGCUGUUUGGAUGGACGCUCUUCGCGGGAGCCGACGCGAUCGGGUAGGCGCGGCAGGGCUAAGGCCAGCUUUCCGCACGAAGGAGCUCAACGAGGCAAUCGACGCCUUGUUGGAGAAAUCUCUUCACCUCCGAGCGGAGCCUCCAUGACCGACAACUUUUGGAUGCCCGCUUGGAUGCGUCAUGUCGAGAACUUCCCAGAAAAUAUUGUAUCGUUUCGGGCGUGGUUACGAAGGCCGGGCUACACCGCGCCAUACAUCAUAUUGUGCGGAUAACAAACAGAACGGGGACGAGCAGCGUCUAAACAAGAGUAGUCGGCAAGUCGGGUGGGGAUCUUUUCUGUGAUGUUCGCUUUUGUGCGGGAAGAACUGCAAGCUGUACAUAUGUCUGGUAAUGACGCCCGCCUGCACGUGCUUCUUGAUGUCUGUGGUUCAACGCAUGGUGUGAUCCACGGAUCACGCUUAACAUACGCGGCAGAUCCCGAGUUCUCUGCCAACGUAUCAAAAUCCUAAUUGGAUUUCCGGUAGGUCCCCCAGUUUGGUGUUUCUUGUCUUCUCUGGUGUUAUCCCAGUAGAGGCAACGCGUUCCCCGCAGUCUAGUUUGGUUGGAAGGCUGUUCUUCAAUUAAAGCAAAGUAGCACCUACACUCUUCUUGUAACACUCCUGCCCUUGUUGAAAAGAGGCAACCUAGCAGGUCGAUCUUGUUUUGUGUACAGAAAGACACUCCCAACCACCAUAGCAGAGCCAAUGAAAAAAAGAAAAGUUGGUUUAAAGGCAAAGAAAAGAGUGGAUAACGCACAAGAGAUAAUAAUGGAAAUCGCAGUCGCAAACGAUUUCCUAAUAUUGUCGGCGUACUUCACCACCACGGCAACUACCAGACCACCCACCGCCUGCAGUACAAUUACCGCAACAACAACCCAGCCGUACCCGAAGAAGAAACCGUUCGUUGUCACUCUGCUCCAAUCUUUGACAUACACGCUACCAAUAGCAAGCACGAUACUGGGAAUGCCCAUUUGGAUAUUUCUGAUCCACAACGAUGUCUUGCUUCCCUUAAGGAGCAUUUCGAAGUAAACCCCUGCGAACCCCGAGGUGCAUGCCGCGCCCAUGACACACAAGAACCCCACCACCGGAGAUUGCCCCCCAGAGGACUCAUCUGUCUCAUCAGAGGACUCAUCUGUCUUAUGGCUGUUCGCCGAUUGACUUGACAAUUGAGCCAGGGCCACUCCUACAGCGAGCAAAACCAACGCCCCCCAUUUUGUGGCACUGAGGUUCCUCCGUAGCAGAAUCACAGAGAAGAGCGCCGUGGUGAGAAUUUUUGUUUGAUAGCAGACGCUGUAGGUCGCAGCAUCGAGGUUCUCCAGGGCCAUGUACAACAUGUUGUUUUGCAAGGUGUACAGCAUGGCCGGGAUCGUGAGCUUCGCCGUUUCUCGUGGCUUUCCGGCAACUUCCACGCGCAAUUUCUUCGAGAAGGUUCUCAGUUCUCCCGAUUCCUGAGAGGAAAACAAACAAGCAAACAAUUAACACUCAGGUGUCGAGGGCAUUGUUGGGUUCUCUCCACGACGCGGAAAACCACCCGCAAUAGGAAAACACCAGGCAUCAUGAUGCGCCCAAAGGAUGGUACGGGACAUCUUAUCAGCUACCAUGCCUGUGGCUACAGCUACUACCGUGUGGCCUAUAGAGGCAUGUAUAUGUCAGGCCACGGAGAGGUCAACUAACGCAUUCAGGUAUUGACUUUCGUAGACGUAUAACGGGCACACAGAAUGCUGACACAACAUUUGAUGAAAGUCAGCGACAGAUUUUUGCAAACGUCGUCCAAGCACCUCGACAGUUCCUCUUGAAGUACAUCGAAACACCACCACGUAGAGUUGAGGGUUGCCAGCACUCUGACUUCUGCAUGAAUAGCCAUGGUAUUUUCGCGGGGGUCGGCCACUCCUAAAUUACCAGGUAUGUAUUUUAAUCAAGUGAAGCGCUUGAUUCAAGGUACUUUCGGUGGCCUCAGCUUUUGAAACGUGACAUUGUUCGACAAGCCCGGUACGGAUUCGUGUGCCACCGCGCGGAGAGAUGGUAACUCGGAUUCUCACACCUCCAUAUACGCAGCACCAACACCCAGGAGCAUUGUCUGCCUACCGGUGACCCACAGAUUGUAUGUACCUAAGCGACAGUUCUUUUCCCUCCGUCCCAGAAGGGAAAAAACAGGCUCUAAUUAUCGGCCUGUUCGAACGCGAUGCAGGGGCCCAAAGUUUGAUACCGGGACGCCUACAUGACCCACCUUCCGGGACCAGAACGAGAUCCACAGGGCACCCAUUUACGAUCUGUUGGCUUCUAAGGAGGGAGAAAAUAGCGCACUCUUCGUCACACCGGUUUGGUGGUGCUUUGGCGAGAAGCAGUGCUUCACAGGCAUUUGUAUCCAAAAUUCAUAGGAGAUUCCUCAUCCCAUCCCCGGGUGUUCAGGAAGAAAGGCGGAUUACAAAACGGAGAUCUCGAAGCGCGCGCGAUUCAAACCAGGAGAAGAUACAGAGGUUGCGACCGCUGAUGAGUCUCGCACAUCUGCAGAAUAACAAGGGUUAUCAUGCUUGGACAUCACACCCACCCGUCGUGGUCCAAUCCCUUCCAUAAGUUAAAGCACAGCAGUAACAGCAGACCUUGUGCCCGCUCUCUGGCUAAACAACAGAGAGUCUCCGCGAAUCUAUUCGCCGUUGGAAAAAUCGAUGGGUGAAAACAGGAUAGAUUGAGGUCUUGCCCACAGCAGCAACAGCAGCAGCGGAGAGCGAAGCUGAGGUAGUUGGUGCUGUUGACGCAAUCGCCAUGUGGGACUCAGAACGAUAGGGAUGACGUCUUGGGCUGGACAACAACAGGGCGGGGGAUAAAGGAGGCAAACGAACGACACCGCCUUCAGCAAGCGCAACAGAGAGAGACUGAAGAUGGUCCACGCGAGAGAACGAGCUGGUUAUGGUAAUGUUGGAACUGCUGUGCUCCUGCACUUUCCACCUGCAUUCCACACCGUGCUGCCCGAUGUGUUCUUCCAUCUGGUGUAUCAAGUGGGGAUGAGUCUUCAUCACACACAGUAUCGCAGAUGCAGACUACUGCAGGUAUCGAGCCGACCGCACGGCUCAUUUCUCCUUCCCAUCUACUGUAGUCAAAUUGGCAAAUACAGCACACAACCACAUCCUGGCUUCUGCUAGGCUUGAAAUAACCCUUAAGCUGUCAUCCGAUCUUUGCAUCAAUGGCUUCCUACGUUUGGACGAGGGCAUGCGUGGACUAUCAUAGUAUGAUACGUUCUCUUUCCUUGUACUCUUCUUCUGGGUGCUGACACGAUGACUGUCGGAUGUUGGGAGUGUACCAAUAUCAAUUGGGACAUGCGCCAUACAACAAUAUAUCCUGGCUUCGGGUGGCGAAGGGAAACAACAUUGUUUCUGUCCCCCGCUCGUUUCAUCACUUCCCAGGCUCGGGCGAGGGCAUAUAUAGAGCUAUGAUGUGCAUACUGCUAUUUGUUUGAUUUUUGGCUGCUGACACAACGACUCCUGGGUCCUACGAUUUUCAAUUUGGGAGAUACUACGGAGACAGCGACAUCCUGGCUUCGGCCUGGCUUCGGCUGGGCGUGAAAACACCCCUGUGCUGUCCUCCGCUCUUUGCAUCAUUGGGUUCCUUGAUUCGAGUGAGGGCAUGUAUGAAGCGUUGGUGUGUGCCUAUUGGAGAGUAUUCGUAAAGGAGAUUCUUCUGGCCUCGUUUAUUUAGCGCGUUGCGCAUUCUUCGGGUUUUGGCCGUUCGAUGUACUUCUAUUUUCAUUUCAUCAGCCGGUUAGCGCUUUCGGUGCUCAUGAACAAAGCACACACACAUUCAAGUUCUG
Messenger RNA from Ectocarpus sp. CCAP 1310/34, 8431 nucleotides. NCBI's taxonomy places the organism in Eukaryota, Phaeophyceae, Ectocarpales, Ectocarpaceae. The record is from the annotation of a GenBank genome assembly.